AUGGUUCGUGGCACGAAGAUAGGCAGCGAUCAUAAUCUGACUUCUCACUCAACGAGAAAAGAUUGCUAUUCGAUACUAUCAAGCAAUAAACAACUAAGAGAAUUUAAACUUUUCGUUAGUAACCAGUUGUUUACUCGUUACUUAACUGAUUUCCACAAGACUCAGAGUUGGUUCGCGUUCGAUACCCUGUUUGUACUAUGGUUAAUAGCUGAAUUCCAGUAUACACAUCUUCCAAUAGUGAAUGGAGCAAUCGGUGAAAUUGGAGUUCAUAGAGGUAAAUUCACUAGCUACUUGUAUUUGCUUCGGCACCGCAGUGGAAACCAAACACUAUUUGCCGUUGAUGUCUUUGCUAAAAAAUCAUUGAAUAUUGAUCAAUCGGGUAAUGGUGAUCGAAACGAGUUUUUGAAAGCCAUCAAGACAUAUGCGAACGUCUCUGUUGAUGAAGUUGACAUCUACGAAGGCAAUUCACUCGAUCUGAAUUCUGCUUACUCAAAUAAUACAAGUGCUCAAUAUUGGUGGCAGAAGAAAGUUGGCAAGAAUGGUUUUCAAAUAGUAUCAAUUGAUGGUGGCCAUACCACUCUAUUAACCUAUGCUGAUUUAUGUUCUGUGUCAAGGUUUCUUGUCGACGGCGGCAUAGUAAUCGUAGAUGAUAUUGAUAAUCCGGGAUGGUUAGGAGUGCGUGAUGGUGUUGGUCGCUUUUUAUCAGAGACAUCAUCAUUAUUCAAUAUAAAUGAUGACUCAAUAUUAUUUAAUAUGCUGAAACGGCAUACCUUUGCACCUACGUUAGAAUUUUCUUGUCGUAUAGUCGAGGUGACUAGUAAAGCUGGUCAAUCUGAGCACGGAUGCUCACGCCUAGUACCAAUUUUACAUUAUGCCAAUAAGCUGUAUUUGACAACGUCGAAUUAUUAUCCUCAUUAUAUGAAUUUUUUAGCGAAACUCAAUGCUAAUGGAGUGAAUGUUGUUACUUACGACGCGUUAAAGUCCGUAGCUGGUAACGUACCUAUCUGGAGCGACAGUCAAUCUAAUCAACGAGGUAUUCCCAACAAUAAUAUACGACCGACAUGGUUGGCAGAAAUUACGCGAGCUACAGGCUAG
Messenger RNA from Adineta ricciae, 1095 nucleotides. Lineage: Eukaryota; Metazoa; Rotifera; Eurotatoria; Adinetida; Adinetidae. The record is from the annotation of a GenBank genome assembly.